AUGAGCACCAGCAGCAGCACCAUGGCGGCCGCGGUGAGAUUCGCCGGGGCGAUCAAUAUCCGGAGGAGCCACUGCAGGGUGGAGGCCGUGGCGACGUCGUCGGCGAGAGGAGGUCGUGCCUGCUCGGAGCGCAGCACGAAGGACUACUACAAGGUGCUGUCGCUGGAGCACUCGGCGGCCGUCGGCGCGGAGGAGAUCAGGCGCGCGUACCGGCAGCUGGCGAGGCGCUACCACCCCGACGUGUGCCCGCCGUCGCGCCGCGCCGAGUCCACGGAGCGCUUCCUCGAGCUGCGGCGGGCGUACGAGACGCUCGCCGACCCGGCGCAAAGGGUACGGUACGACGCCGAGAUGAGGGCGGACGGGGAGGCGGCGAGGCAGGGCGGCGUGCAGUUCCCGAGGGACGUGUGGGAGGCGCAGCUGGGCGCGCUGCGCGCGCGCUCCGAGCAGCGGCAGAGGGCGAGGAGUGGAGGCGUCCGAUCCGCCGUCAGCCGGCCGGUCUGA
Panicum virgatum (switchgrass) is the source of this 501-nucleotide messenger RNA. RefSeq names its product chaperone protein dnaJ 20, chloroplastic-like. Bases 1 to 501 code for a protein of 166 amino acids. The record is from RefSeq and is a predicted model, not a curated record. The transcript has a single exon. Gene Ontology annotation, cellular component: chloroplast. Lineage: Eukaryota; Viridiplantae; Streptophyta; Magnoliopsida; Poales; Poaceae.